CAAUUAGUGAGCACGCGGUGGCUGCUUCUCGCGGUUAGUGCAGUUGGGCCCCCAAAAGCCGAACAACCAGCCAACUGACUGACUGACUGACUGACUGCGCGCGAGGAGGAAGAGCCCCCGAACCAACCAACCAACAAACAGAGAAGAGAGAAGAGCGAGCGAGCGAGAAAGACCGCUAAUCGCGAGAGACGAGAACAGAGCCAGCUGUCUCGCCGGAGCAGUUACUUGCAGACACCUGAGCGCUCCGCUUUUGGACUUUCAACACUCGCGAGCGGCCGCCGACAAGGUGUUGCUGACAAUAUGCUAUUGAGAAUACUAAUCGUCACGGCUCUGCUCGCCCAGGGCCUGGUUGGCGAGGAAGUCGCGGACAGCGAACCCGAUGCGUCCGAAGUGGACAGUCCUUCGGUGGAGGAGGAGCAUCGUCUGCCGAUUGCGCAGCCCAAGGUGAGGGGCCCCGACCCAGCCGGUGACAAGAUCGACCUCGGACCCCUGGGGCCUCUCGGCUCCUUCGGCGGGCCCCCUCUCUCUGGGCCCCCUGACGCGUGGACUGGAGACAUGCCCAAGAUUGUGCAGCUUGACGUCAAGUGCGAGAAGAACUUCAUGAAGGUUCUGCUGGCAUUCGACAAGCCGUUCUACGGCAUCGUCUUCUCCAAGGGCCACUACAGCAACGCCAACUGCGUGCACCUGCCGUCCGGUCUGGGCAAGUCGUCAAUCAAGUUCGAGGUGGGCAUCCACGCGUGCGGAACUCAGGGCAACACGGAGAACGGACUGUACGGCUACGGGGCCGACUCGGGCAGCGGCACCUACUUCGAGAACACGAUCGUGAUCCAGUACGACCCGCAGGUGCAGGAGGUGUGGGACCAGGCGAGGAAGCUGCGCUGCACGUGGCACGAACAGUACGAGAAGGCCGUCACCUUCAGGCCCUUCGCCGUCGACAUGCUCGACGUCGUCAGGGCGGACUUCGCUGGCGACAACGUCGGCUGCUGGAUGCAGAUCCAGGUGGGCAAGGGUCCCUGGGCCUCCGAGGUGUCCGGCCUGGUCAAGAUCGGCCAGACGAUGACCAUGGUGCUGGCCAUCAAGGAGGACGACAACAAGUUCGACAUGCUCGUCCGCAACUGCAUGGCGCACGACGGCAAGCGGGCGCCCAUCCAGCUGGUGGACCAGCGCGGAUGCGUCACCAGGUCAAAGCUUAUGUCCAGGUUUACCAAGAUCAAGAACUUCGGUGCCAGCGCCUCCGUCCUCUCUUACGCACACUUCCAGGCGUUCAAGUUCCCCGACUCGAUGGAGGUGCACUUCCAGUGCACGAUCCAGAUCUGCCGGUACCAGUGCCCUGACCAGUGCGCCACGAACGACCACGUGCCCGACGAGCUGUACGGACCGCCGGUGGACCACUACCUGGCCGCUGCGUCGGCGCCCGUGGCCGCCGGCAGGCCGAGGGACGAGCGGAGGGCGCGUCGCGCCACCCCCGACGAGCAGGAGGAGGUGGGCGUGCGCAAGGUCAUCAGGGUGGUGUCGACGGGCGACCUGACCUUCAGCCUGGACGACGACCGCAACGAGACGAGCAGCAGCACGCUCGUCUUCCCCGUCAACCCCGUGGACAAGGGCUUCGUGUGCAUGACCACCCUGGGCUUCGCCUCCACCCUGAUGGUGCUGCUGAUGGUUCUGCUCGUCUCGUGUCUGCUCUCGGCCGCCCUCUACUGCAAACUGCGCCCCGUGAAGAACGUCGUGCCCAAGCACGGCCGCGCCUACUAGCCACCCCCUCGAACCUCUCCCCCGACUGAAUUUACCGCCUGUUAAGGACAACACGAAAUUUCUCUUCCUUAAUUUAUUUAUUUAUUUAUUGUAAAUAUCACUAUACUUGCGAGAUUGAUAUUCAAGUCUCGCCCGCACCUCCUCCUCCCCCUCAUUUCCCUCCGUUCUGUCCACGAUCGAUUUACGUAAUCUCGGGAUUUCUCCUUCUCUCUCUCUCUCUGAAAUAGAGCACGCCGGGGGUGAGGAAAUUUCGCAUUUUCCUCGCCGCCGACGUGGUACGCGUCGUUUUGCUCAAGGUUAGUCGCGAAAUUGCAACUCCCUGCGGCCUUUGCCGGUGAAAAAGGCCGCGCGAGUGCAUCUCAAUCUGCAACACGCUGCCCCGGACGAGUCGGCCUCGUCGGGCGGGCGGCUAUCACGUAGCUGCAGUUUUAGUUUUUUUCUCAAUCGUCAGCAUGUGCGUUUACAUUUUACCGCAAUCGCGUGCAUUUUUAACCUUUAAUAGCUGUGCGUCGUCGGUCUCUCUGCUGUCUGUCGCUCGCUCGCAGCGCCAUCGCAGAGAGUGGUGGUUGUUUUUAAUGGUCAGGUAAAUUUACUCUCGUGGGCUGCUCGAGCAGCCCGCGAUAUUAUUUAUUUUUUAAUGCAUCUAUCUAUUUAUUUUUAAUGCUAAUUUUAACCGAUCGAAAAAUCAGAUGCCGGGAGGAACAACAACUACUAAUUUUGUCUCUUGCAUAAAGAAAAAGUGCUCAAUUUUGUCGGCAACAGGAGCAGCCGCCGACAACACCAAGUUGCCAUGUGUGUUUUUAUCGGACUUAUUUGGCUUUUUUGCAUUGAUUCACACUGAGAGUGAUGUAAUGAUACACGAGAUUGGAACAGAGUCACAAAGAAUAAAGAACGAACACUUAAAUGCAUUGUAAGUACA
This is a messenger RNA of Cloeon dipterum, 2671 nucleotides long. It is a transcript of the gene dy, whose product is annotated as dusky. The transcript has 5 exons. NCBI's taxonomy places the organism in Eukaryota, Metazoa, Arthropoda, Insecta, Ephemeroptera, Baetidae. Bases 301 to 1752 code for a protein of 483 amino acids. The record is from RefSeq and is a predicted model, not a curated record.